Molecule: messenger RNA, 802 nt
Organism: Xiphophorus couchianus (Monterrey platyfish)
Lineage: Eukaryota; Metazoa; Chordata; Actinopteri; Cyprinodontiformes; Poeciliidae
Product: integumentary mucin C.1-like
Exons: 5
Source: RefSeq, a predicted model, not a curated record
AGCUGCUCCAACCACAACUAUAGCAGCUCCAGCAUUAAUAAAACAACUGAUUUUUAAGUCUGAUGAAGUAUUCACCUCUGAUUUGGGAGACCCAUCAUCAUCAGGAUUCCAAACACGCUCUGGACAUAUAAUGAAUCGACUUGACCCACUUUUCAGAAGAUCUUUCCCCUCAUUCCAAAAGACUGGAGCCAUGAGAUUCAGUGCUGGAUCAAUUAUCAACUCUGUGGACCUUGAAUUUCAGUCAUCAUCUUCUCCUAAUGAUACACUAAUUAAAGACAUUUUGGUUAAUGAGGCUUCAAACAUCACGGAAUUCAACGUACUAGCAGAUACGGUUGCUAUUAGUGACCCAGUACCUCCAACCACAACCACAGUGGCUCCAACCACAUCCACUGUGGCUCCAAGCACAACCGCCGUGGCUCCAACCACAACCACAGGAGCUCUAACAACAACCACAGCUGUUCCGACCACAACCACAUCUGCUCCAACCACAACUACAGCUGCUCCAACUACAACCACAGAGGCUCCAACUACACUUGCUCCAACCAUAACUACAGCUGCUCAAACUACAACUACAGCUGCUCCAACUACAACCACAGAGGCUCUAACCACAACCACUGUGGCUCCAACCCCAACCACAACAACAGCGGCUCCAACCACAACAACAGCGGCUCCAACCACAACAACAGCGGCUCCAACCACAACCACCGCUGCUCCGACCACAACAACAGCGGCUCCAACGACAACCACAGCGGCACCGACCACAACCACAGCAACUCCAUCCACUACCACAGCUGCUCCAACC